This is a messenger RNA of Phodopus roborovskii (desert hamster), 1172 nucleotides long. RefSeq names its product ribosome biogenesis regulator 1 homolog (gene Rrs1). Gene Ontology annotation, biological process: endonucleolytic cleavage in ITS1 to separate SSU-rRNA from 5.8S rRNA and LSU-rRNA from tricistronic rRNA transcript (SSU-rRNA, 5.8S rRNA, LSU-rRNA); ribosomal large subunit biogenesis; ribosomal large subunit export from nucleus. Gene Ontology annotation, molecular function: protein binding. Lineage: Eukaryota; Metazoa; Chordata; Mammalia; Rodentia; Cricetidae. The coding region runs from base 17 to 1114 and encodes 365 amino acids. The record is from RefSeq and is a predicted model, not a curated record. The transcript has a single exon. Gene Ontology annotation, cellular component: nucleus; preribosome, large subunit precursor; nucleolus.
GGGAGCCGCGGCGGCCAUGGCGGGCCAGAGCGUGGAGGAGCUGCUGGCCAGGGCGGAGCAGGAGGAGGCGGAGAAGCUGCAGCGCAUCACGGUGCACAAGGAGCUGGAGCUCGAGUUCGACCUGGGCAACCUGCUGGCUUCGGACCGCAACCCCCCGACGGUGCUGCGCCAGGCCGGGCCGUCGCCCGAGGCCGAGCUGCGGGCCCUGGCGCGCGACAACGCGCAGCUGCUCGUCAACCGGCUGUGGCAGCUGCCGAGCGAGCGCGUGCAGGAGGCGGUGGUGGCGCGCCUGCCCGAGCCCGCCACUCGCCUGCCCCGCGAGAAGCCGCUGCCCCGGCCGCGGCCGCUCACCCGCUGGCAGCAGUUCGCGCGCCUCAAGGGCAUCCGCCCCAGGAAGAAGAGCAACCUGGUGUGGGACGAGCCGAGCGGCCAGUGGCGCCGCCGCUGGGGUUACGAGCGCGCCCGGGACGACACCAAGGACUGGCUGAUCGAGGUGCCCGGCGGCGCCGACCCCAUGGAAGACCAGUUCGCCAAGCGGCUUCAGGCCAAGAAGGAACGCGUGGCCAAGAACGAGCUGAACCGGCUGCGGAACCUGGCCCGGGCGCACAAGGUCCAGGUGCCCAGCACGGCCGGCCUGCACCCCACGGGGCACCAGAGGAAGGAGGAGCUGGGCCGCGCCAUGCAGGUGGCCAGGGUCUCCACCGCGUCGGCGGGGCGCUUCCAGGAGCGCCUCCCCAGGGAGAAGGCGCCCCGGGGCGCCGGCAAGAAGAGGAAGUUCCAGCCCCUCUUUGGGGACUUUGCAGCCGAGAAGAAGAACCAGUUGGAGCUGCUUCGAGCCAUGAGCAGCAAGAAGCCUCCGCUGGACGUGACACGGGCCACCAACAAGCAGAUGAGGGAGGAGGAGCAAGAGGAGGCCGCCAAGAGGAGGAAACUGGGCCAGAAGGGCAAGAAGAGGAAGGGGGGCCGGCCCGGGCCUGCGAGCAAGAGAAAGGGCGGGCCGCCCGGCCAGGGAGAGCGGAGGAAAGGAGGCUUGGCGGGCAGGAAGCAUCCCAGGCCUCCCGGCGGGGGUGCCAAGAAGGGGGGUCCGCACCAAGGUGGCAAGAGGAGGAAGUAGUAUUCUCCCCGCCGGACCUGUUCGGCCAAGCUACCGCCGGCUGUGCUAAGGGUUAAGU